UUAAAUGGAAAGGUGUGUCCAAACCUUUGACUGGUAGUGUAGUUAGUUUUUCUGGAACAUGUUGCUGCUUAGGAAAGCUCCCUCAGUGCUGUUCUUUAAUGGAAGGACGCUGCAUCUUCAGUCUACACAUUGUGAACACAGUCCCUUUCUCAUGAAAUCACUUAUCUGGCCUCUUUUCCUUGGCAGUUGAUAUUCCCUGUGUGUUCUAUGGUAGGGCUACUUCUUCUCACCCCUGUGUGAGUGUAUGUCCAGGACAACAAUAAGUGGCCAAGCACAGACAAGCUUUUCUAUUGUGGUGAGAUGUUGGUUGUCAGUGACAGGUUUCUUUACUGCUGUUUGUAUUUAUUCUCACUCUCUGGCUCUUUGGUCAUUUUGCAAUUUCACUCUGCAGGAGUCCGUCUUUCUCUCUCCAUCUCUGUCUACUACUCUGUGAGCUUUGUAAUUGUUUGCACUGCAUGCGAAUGACACUCGCUGGUAGAAAAUAUUUUUUUGGCUGACAUAUCUAGGCCAAUUGAGGAUGCUGCCACAGCAGUAACAAGCAUUCCCAGGCCAGAACACAACUGGGGGAAGAAAUGCAAUGAAUGUUAAUCAAAGAGAGAGUUGCAGAACGGAAAGUUGAUGUUAUGAUCCCUGCUCCUGCCCCUGUUUUCUCCACACCUUGUCCCUAUCUUCCUCCUCCUUCCUGUGUCUGGCAUUUCUCUCCCUCUUCUCUCUCUCUUGGCUCUCCCUCCUGUCUCUCUCUCUCUCACUCACCCUCUUGCUCUCCCUGUCUGUCCUGCACUGUUGAUUGCUGUAAUGAAAGGCAGCUGCGGCAAUCAGUUCACCCAGUUCACCUGUUCGUAAUCACACCUCACUCAAUCACUCACCCUGCCAGACCAUAGCCUGCAAUAGCUACUCAUGGAUUUAGCACUCUCCUGGUAAUCCUAAUCUGUUUCCAGUCUUCUGUUCCCGGUCUUCUGUUUUCAGUUUUGUUCACCAAGUCGUUCUUGCCUGCCUUAUCUGCUGCCAGACCUGCUCCAACUUUACUCACCUGGGCUCUGGGCUUCCCCCUUUUUGUUUUCAGUUCCAUAUUCUUGUGAGUACCCUGUUUGGUAGUUUUGUUAAUUCUGUUUCAGUUUUGUAAGUUUCUACUUUUUAGUUAGCUGUGAAUUUUUGUAGCAUUUGGUUUAGUGUCCUCCUUAAUCCAGUUUCCCUUCUUGUAUUGUCCCAGCUCUGGUUUUGUUUAAUAAACCCCCUUUUCAAAAUAUUACUUGUCAGCCCAUUAUCUGUGCCUGCGCCUGGGUUCACCCCACAAACAAUGUAAGGACUGGAAUGACUUAUGGCCACAGUUGGUGUCUUGGCACAAGGGUUGGAUGAUAUGCGGCAUCAUAAAAAGUUUAUCCUUGGAUCAGAAUCUUGCUUAUUUAGCUGUGACAGAGGAAGAUGAAUAAAGCAAGAGGGCCUUGUGGGGGGUGAGGUUGCCACUAUAUCUACUAUGAGGUAUACUUUAAAAAAACAAGAAAUGCACAGUAAUUCAACUUGCUAUGAAACUGCUUUUUUUUUUUUUGGAUAAUAUGUGGUAGAAGAAUUCAGGAAAAGGUGUUUCUGUGGGUUCCCCAUCAAAUUGAACAAGAGUGGCUUCAUGUUACUGACAUGUUAAUGACAAGUGUAGGAGCUAGAAAGUGUUAGACUUGGAGCCUUUAUAUGCGGUUGACUAAAGCUCUAUAUUUACCACACCACUUCCUGGAUGCAGUUAAUGAAUCAACCAGGAAUCAACCCCAGGUCAGCUGCUAGGAAAAGGAAUAGUGGUCAAAUUUAAGUCAAUCACAGAUUUUGCUCCUCAUUGCCACACUGUCUGAAUGUCUUGAUUGCACCUUGUAUUCAUAAGGGCUUUCAGUUUUCAGCAGAAGACAUUAAACACGUAAAGCUCAGAUUUCUGUGGAUUUGACCACUAGCGUAAUGCAAUCAGUUCAACUUUAGGUUACACCAUUUCACUACUGCAGCAUAUACUUAGCAAAAUACAUCACAUUUUCCACAAAUAGAAAUUUUGAAACUUUUUCCAGUUUCCUUACCUACAUAUUAUGACCAAUGUCUUCAUCAAAGGAAGUGUAGUGCUUUAAUGUGAGAAUAUAUCACAGGUGUCACAUGCUGUUUUUUGCAGUUUACUUAAAUGUGAGUCCACCACAUUCUACCACUGCACAAUAGUGUCCUCACCUGUGGCUGUACCGUGUGGUACGCCAGCUGCACUGCAUCUGAAACUGCAGCGGGUAUCAAGAUGGCUUGGUGGAUCAUUGGCUCUCCACUUCCAUGCCUAGAGGAAAUCUAUUUCAGCCAUCUCUUCUGAUGGGCCACAAAGAUCCAGAAUGACACAACCUUCCCUCUGGCAGACUUAGUCAUGAGAGCCCACACCAACAGACUGAGAUACACCUUCUUCCCCAUGGCUGUGGAGAGACUGCUGCAAGAACCUCUGAUAGACACAUAACGUGUGUAUGUGUCUUUCUUAUCAUUCAGAGCUCAUACGGACAAACAGCUACCAACACUCUGACCUCCUGUUAUAUUCACAUGAAGACAUUUAAGAUUUAGACAGAAAUGUUGACAAAAACAAGAGGGGGAAAAAAAGAUGUAAAAAAUAAUUUGACAACUUUAUAUUUUUGUAACAUUUCUACUUUCUACCUCACUAUGAGAAUCUGAAUGCUGCAAAUUUUUCCAUUGUUCAGUGAGCUGCUAACUUUGACUAUUGGACAUCUAACAGUGAUCAGAUGGUAUACUCUGGAUUUACUGGAGCCAAUAACAUGUAAGUCCUGAAAUGUUAUUGCCUGCUCUGCACUAUAUAAAGGAUACAGUGCUACUGUUGUGUCUGCAACAGGCUCCAAUAAAUUAACAUGUAUUACAUGCAGUCAGUGUAAUGUAAAUAAGGUUCUACUUGGAUGAUAGUAAUUUCUGCAGUUUUAUUUAGUUUUUUAGUUUUACUUUGUGAUGGUUGCAUUUAUUAUUUCAAUAUACUGUCAUCCGUGUGAUCGCAUGUUAAGUGUCUUUGAUCGCCUGGCCCCCUGUACUGGAUCCCAGCAAAACUCGUCAAAUGCAGGUGUCCAUGUGCUCUUCAUAGCGCACUGCCACUCUAAUCACCCUUUUCCCCCCUCAAGAGUGAUUGUCAGCACACAACCAGGGCACACUGGUGUCAAUCACUGCUGUGUAACUCGGCAUGGGGUUCAGUGUCAAUGAUCUAGCUUUACUAACACUGCAGUAUUAGACUAGUUUGUAGUAGUAUAUGCAUAGUUUAGUGUCCCAAAUGCUUUCUAACAGCCCCAUAUCAUGUAGCUACUAAACUGUAGUUUUUUAGUUAUUAGAUACUAGUUAGAGAGUCACACCUGAAUUGACAGGAUGUGCCAGUGCGGGAGAGCCGAGCCAAGGGUAAGGGGGCUAUGCAUGUCUCACCAAAUGUUCGUGUACUUACCCGGAUGGUGUACAGAUCACACGGGACUUAAAUGGCACUGGAUGAAUGAUCGGGCUAGGUGUAGGGCAACCGAACCUAGUUGAAUCCCAUACAGUAAUAUGUGCACAAUUUGAUUAGGGGGGUAAAAGGAUAGCCCCUCGGCCUUAAUCAAGAGACAUCAUGGCAGAAGCGAAUGUGAUAUCUGCCAAUCGGAAAACAAAUUGGAGCUUGUGUUGCCUUUGCCAGAAGGACAAAAGAGGUGAGGGCCUGACAUCCACUCCGAGUCAUCAUGCCCCAGAACAUGAUGGAUACAAAAUGCUGGCAAGGAACAUUCCCAUGUUCAGUGAAAUCAAUGACAUGCCAUUGAGAAUAGAUCCAGCGAGGCUGGAUGAAGGUGAUGGCAUAGAAGCCACACUCAGGAAAAAUAUGGCAAAAUACCAUCUGAGCUGUCGCUUGUUGUUCAACAACAUUAAAUUGCAAUGGGCACAAAAGCGCCAUUCCAGUAGUCAAACCAGUGAAACUGAGACUGGAGCUUGUUAGUCAAAACUGCGGCGAAAAAGUCAUGACAGUCAGACAUGCAUUUUCUGUGAAAAAGUGGCACCUGCAUCAGACCUCAGAGAGGCCAGUACAACAGGCCUAGACAAGAGGCUGCGCGACAUUGCAGAGAUGCUUGGUGAUGGUAAGCUUCUUGCAAGAUUGACUGGUGGUGAUGUCAUUUCAGGAAGAUGUAGGCAAAGCGCUUGCUCAAUCCACAGAUCUUUCAGAUGCACUUAUCAUUGCUAAAGCAGCAAAGAUCCUCAGAAGAUGUAUACUUGACCACAAGUGUAGAUUUGAAGGUACAUUUGCUGAGGGUUGUGUGCAAAAUGCUAUACCUCCCCUUCUGCUUCAAUUUGUGGGGAUGGUUGAGCAUGGUGCUGACAUAAAAUCACAGCUGAGAUUCGGGGCAUCAAAGUCAGACCAGGCAAUUGCUCAACUCAUGCAAUUCAACUGCUACUCCCGCUACAAGGAAGGAGCAGCAACUCACAGGCAUUCCAAAGACAGAGAGACCCCAUUUCCCGUGUACAUGGGGCUCUCUGUUUAUGCCAAAACCAGAAAGAGGAAUCUGGUUGAGAUGUUCGAUCGUGGUCUCAGUAUCUCUUAUGACAGAGUGCUGGAGAUCUCUGCUCAACUUGGAGAUGCAACAGUCAGCAAGUAUGUUGAGGAGGGUGUGGUCUGUCCUCCAGUGCUGCGGAAAGGGUUGUUCACUACUGCAGUGAUGGAUAACAUUGAUCACAAUCCCUCUGCAACAACUGCAACUACCUCCUUUCAUGGCACAAGUAUCUCUCUGUUCCAACAUCCCACAAAGGAUAAUAGUGGACAGGAACGAGGGCAACUCAGGUUUGGGCCUGAGAAAGUGAAGUCAGUACCUGAACUUCCUGAUACAUUCACAAAUAUCUCUCCAGCUUCCUUCUGGACAACAAAUCCUGUUCCACCAGGUACUGCAAUGCCAAAACCACCCACAGAUAUUCUGGGGCCACAACUGGCACUAGAGUACCAGUGGCUGGACAAGGUCUUAGUGACACAAGAAGUUGAUGAUGCAUUGAACCUAACAUGGUCAGCACAUCAUGCUUCAAUGAAGAGAAGCCCUGAAUUUGAAGUUACCAUUACUUCUUUGCUUCCUCUCCUGCCGGAUCCAGCUCAUUCAGUUGCUACAGUCAAACAUGUAAUGAACAACUUAGAGGUCUUCUUUGUUUAAAUUUUGAAUGACAUGGUAGAUUGUGGGAAACAGUUCAUGAUCACAAUCCCAUGAUUUAAAGUUCAUUUAAAUGGAAAAAGCAUGUUUAUUUCAACAGAUAUAUGGUCUCGGUGUGAGAUUGCCAGAUACUGAUGGCGGCCAUCUUGAAAAAAGGUCACCAUCUUGAAUUUUCACGUGGCCAGGACCCUAAUCUGAAAGAGUAUAUCCAGGAGGGUAUCUGUGCAAAAUUUCAUGCUUGUGUCACCACUUGAAGGAUUUUUUUAGUUAUCUGCUCCACUAUCAUGGCCUAUUUAACCUGAAGCUCUAUGGGCAAUAUUUAACAAGCCUCCAGUGUUCAGGAUAGCGGGAGGUGUCAUCAUAAGUGCUGAUCAACCACCCAGCUGUAAUAAGGAAAUGCAAUACCACACUGUAAGCUUGUUCACUUCUUGAAAGUGUUACAUGCAUUGUGGUUAACACACACAAAACUGUCAGGACUGCGUCUGCAGGCUCUGGCUAGGCCCCUCCCUCCUCCUUUGUUUUCUUUUUAGGUAUUCUGAGUGCUGUGCAGCAGUGGCAGGUGAAGGCGAUCUCUUCAUCACCAGCUGUGCCAGGGCCUAUCAGUCACUCACCUCUCCUCCUUUAUAUUGGGACUCCAGUCAGCAAUACGACGCCGGAUCGGGAAUGCAUACAUCCGGACCCCCGUCUGCUUCCGUGAAUAACCUAACAAGAUCGCCGAAUUCUGACAGUUCCCUGGAUUCCCUCCGCCAUCCGUUCCGCUCUAGCGAGCAGUAGUUGCUCUAGCUAUAAUUCUUCUGAGUCUUCCUAGCGAGCAGUAGUUGCUCUAGCUAUAGUUCUUCUGAGUCUUUCUAGCGAGCAGUAGUUGCUCUAGCUAUAGUUCUUCUGAGUCUUCCUAGCGAGCAGUAGUUGCUCUAGCUAUAGUUCUUCUGAGUCUUUCUAGCGAGCAGUAGUUGCUCUAGCUAUAGUUCUUCUGAGUCUUUCUAGUGAGCAGUAGUUGCUCUUCCACUACAGUUCUGCUGAGUUUUUAGUGAAUAGUUGUAGCUCCUUAGCCUUGGCUCUCUUGAGUUCUCUAGUGAGCAUUAGUUGCUCUUGUAGCAGUUUUUUGAGUGUUUCUAGGGAGCGUAGUCGCUCUUUUGUUACAGUUCUUCUGGGUCUUUCUAGUAAGUAAUAGUUGUACGUUGCAUUUGUUUCAGCUCCAGGCUUGUGUAGCCAAACUAUAGCCUGUGGAAUUAGUUGCUUUUCAGGAGCUAGGCUUCCCUGCCCAGGUUGUGCCUGCUGUGGGUUAGUCACUGGUGUUUAGUUGCUGUACUUGUUCUGCCUAUUAUUAGAGGAGUUCUAGCUCUUAGUGAUUUUGCUUUCUACAUCUGUCUUCCCUUAGGUUCUCGUUAAUUGGAAAACAUAUUUCCUGUAUCUUCAGUUUUUGUAAAAUAAAUCAUUGUUUCCCAUC
Amphiprion ocellaris (clown anemonefish) is the source of this 6591-nucleotide messenger RNA. RefSeq lists its product as uncharacterized. Lineage: Eukaryota; Metazoa; Chordata; Actinopteri; Pomacentridae. The record is from RefSeq and is a predicted model, not a curated record. The transcript has 2 exons. Bases 4122 to 5147 code for a protein of 341 amino acids.